UCUCGAGCGCCCACCCGCUUUGCGACACAACACAGCACAACAACACGAACCCGAGCCGAGGAGGGAGCAGUCGCCAAAUCCAUCAUCGCUAUGGGAAUUACAGCACGAACGCAAAGCGAAAAGCUGCUUUUCACAUCUAACCCGAAGCUCGUCCAUCUCCCUAACACUGACUAUAUAAAGCGGAGCGGAGCUGCCAGCACUGGCCAGAAAUUGUCUAGUCAGGAACCAGCGCAUAAUGCGGAGCUGGUCUUGAUCCGGAGGUGUUCCACCUUAAUUAGGAAAAGUGACCUGUCUGUGGACCUGUCCGUGUUUUGAUGAUAACUGUUGGAUUCAACGAAGCUCAGACAAAAGACAACCAUGUCCAUCACUUGGACGCUAAUGCUUCUCUAUACUCUGCUUGGUGAUGUUUUGGUCCAGACUUUAACCUCCAGCCCAGGCACAGAUGGGUCCCUCUCUUCCCGUCACUACCGGCACGUUGACCCUGACACAGGUACCCAGCUUGUAUGUGACAAGUGUCCAGCAGGCACGUAUGUUUCAUCCCACUGUACCAAUAGCAGUGUGCGAGAGUGCACGGAAUGCCCAGCAGGCACCUUCACACGGGGUGAGAACGGUGUUCAACAGUGCCACCGCUGCCGAACUCGCUGCCAAGCACCUUUUGUUGAAAAGUCUCCUUGCACAGCUACUAUGGACCGCGUGUGUAUGUGCCCGCCUGGUACUUACGUCAAGACCGGAGAGUGCCUCCACCACCCAAUGUGCCUACGUGGUUGGGGUGUGAGGAAGCAGGUGAACAAGUUAGAGGAUGUGCGAUGCCGCCGAUGUCCCCGUGGCACCUUCUCUAAUGUGCCGUCACGUACACUGAGGUGCCAAACACACACAGACUGCCAUGUGCUAGGGAAGCUGCUGCUACGCAAGGGCACUGACAAGACGGACAAUGUAUGUGGAACCUCAUUGCUAGCCCCUGUCCCAUCCUGCUCACAUAGCACUGACCCUGCACUCAGAGCAUCAAUUGCAGAAUUAUCAAACCUACAAACUACACUUGGCAUGUCAGACAUUCUGACCCUCACAAGCCCCUUAGAUGAAGCAGGAGUCCUGAAUUCUCCAACACCAGAUCCAUUACCAUCAUGGAGUCUCCUUCCAGCUAAUAAACAGGCUCUGUCAGAAAGGAAGAACCAGGGUUUGUCUUACAGACCCAUCAGGAGAGGCUCACCUCGACCAAGCAUGCACAAGCACUUCGACAUCAAUGAGCACCUGCCCUGGAUGAUCGUACUGCUCUUGUUGCUGUUUCUUGUGGUGAUUGUGGUGUGCAGUGUUAAGCGCAGCUCGCGGGUGAUAAAGAAAGGACCCAGGCAGGACCCCAGCAGCAUCAUGGAGAAAGCUAUUCAUAAGAAGCCCAGCUCUCCUGCUGUGCACAACAAGGAGAAGUGGAUCUACUACUCCAACGGCCAGGGUGUUGAUAUUCUAAAAUUGGUGGCAGCUCAGAUUGGUAGCCAGUGGAUUGACAUGUACCAAUCCCUGGCUAAUGCUAAUGAGCGUGAAGUGGCUGCCUUCUCCAAAGGUUACUCAGCUGACCAUGAGCGGGCAUACGCCGCCUUACAACACUGGACCAUCUGUGAUAGUGAUGCCAACCUAGCCAAGCUGAUAAAUGCCCUCCAUCAUCACCGGCGCAUUGAUGUGGUUGAGAAGAUCCGUGGUGUCAUGGAAGACGAUCCUCAGUUUGACCUGAACCAGCUGAUGAUAUCUAUGAAUGUAAGCCAAGGCACCAGCCCCAGCCAUAAACCUCUGGAUACACUGGGUUUGACAGUGGAGCAUUCUCCCUUUGACCGCACCAAAGGCUUCUUCACUGAUGAGUCUGAGCCACUGCUGCGCUGUGACUCCACCUCAAGCAAAGACUCAGCCCUGAGCCGCACUGGCUCUUUCAUUACCAAAGAAAAGAAGGACACGGUUUUGCGGCAGGUGCGACUCGACCCAUGUGACCUGCAGCCCAUUUUUGACGACAUGCUGCACAUCCUUAACCCAGAGGAGCUGCAUGUGAUUGAAGAGAUACCGAUGGCUGAGGACAAGCUGGACCGUCUGUUUGAGAUUGCUGGAGUCAAGAGCCAAGAGGCCAGCCAGACGCUGCUUGACUCCGUGUACAGCCACUUGCCUGAUCUCCUAUAGACUUGUUUCAUUCAUUGCUACUUAUAGACAUUUGCAUAGAGUGAACGAGACAGAGAGCAAGAGAAGGGCAGACAAACAAACAUACACAAGACUUCUGGAAAAGUCACACAAGGGUUUCGAAGCGUAUUAAAAGCCAUUGCUAGCCAAAUGUAGCUUUUAUGCAUUAUCCUCUUUACACUCUAGAGCUUCUUGUUUGGUUGAUGAAUUCUAGUCGCACAUUCAUAAUGCUGUAACAUACCAGCAUAUUCACGCCUCAACAAUGUCUAAAACUAAUGUACAUUAAUGUAAUUGACACUUUAGUUAGGUGAUUUGCAAGCUCAGUUGUAGAUCCUACAGCAUUCUGCCAAACAAAAAAGGCCUAAUCAGUAAAGCCUAAAGAUAUGCAUGUAGUACUUCUACUUGAAUUGAUCUAUCAAUAUGUGAAUGCGCUUCUCCAAGAAAUGAACAACAAACAUGCUUGAUAUAUUAUUUAAUUCCCAGCUGGGAAUAGAAGAUAGAACAUUUACUUGACUAACUUGGCUUUUUAAAAUCAGUAGGGUGAAGAUCGAGGAGGCUAGUUAGGACCGACUAUAGAGCUGUUUAAUGGCUACAUACAGGUGCUCUUAGAGUGGACAAAUAAGGGCAAAUAAAUAAAAAUAUGCUUACACAGCCCCUGAAAAACUGCCAUGUUGUCUACUGUCUUUUACAUGCAAGCUAGAAAGGUCACACAGGGGUUUCUACAAAGUAAAAGCUGCUAGUCCUCUGUAGCAUUUUGUGAACUGUUUGCCUUGACACCUUGUGUUUACGCUGUACCAUCUGUUAAACUGCAGCAUAUUCUUUCACACUUGUCAUCACGACGUCUAAGAGUAAGAGCAUUCGUUGGUAUUGAUGUAACAGUUAAACCUAGUUCCUGAUCCUACAGCAUUCUGCCAAAAUGUGUUAAUUCUGACUGUACUGCUGUUGCAGCUUUGUAUAACAAGUUGAUUUUAAAGGGCAUUUCAAAGCAACACUACUGGCUGCCACAUCAUUCAUGACUGAAGAAUUGGUCUGUGCUUCUUUAAGAAAUGAACAACAAACAUACGUGACCCUUUUUAUUGAACCCCAGUUCAAAAUGGCAGAAGCAACACUGGAACUUGAGGCAUAGGAAGUAGUUUUGUUCAUAUAGUUUGUAUUUCAGCUGAUGAGAUGUGGUAGGCAGAAUCUAUCUAGUGAGCUAGAUGUAACUACAUAGUUGUUGAAACAUCAAAUUUUGGCACUCAUACCACCUCCUUUUUAACAACAUGGUGCACAAGAUUACUUGACCUUUCGUUGACUGUCAAAAAAAAAAAGUGUUGGGGAAGCAUACUGGCAGCUUUUAUGACUUCUGCUGGAUUGUAAUCAACAGAUAGAAACUCAAGCAUAGAAUAAAAUGUAAUGUGUCAAAAGUAUGAAGCUGAACAAGUAUGAACAUUAUAUUUCCGGUCACAGUUUUAAGCCCUAAAACAUGUAACCAAUAUAUUUACUAUUAUGUAAGAUGAGAGAUUGAUG
This is a messenger RNA of Neoarius graeffei (lesser salmon catfish), 3663 nucleotides long. RefSeq names its product tumor necrosis factor receptor superfamily, member 21 (gene tnfrsf21). Lineage: Eukaryota; Metazoa; Chordata; Actinopteri; Siluriformes; Ariidae. The coding region runs from base 358 to 2157 and encodes 599 amino acids. The transcript has 6 exons. Gene Ontology annotation, molecular function: protein binding. Gene Ontology annotation, biological process: negative regulation of T cell proliferation; negative regulation of B cell proliferation; oligodendrocyte apoptotic process. The record is from RefSeq and is a predicted model, not a curated record.